Messenger RNA from Hordeum vulgare subsp. vulgare (domesticated barley), 1049 nucleotides. RefSeq names its product ribonuclease 1-like. Gene Ontology annotation, biological process: RNA catabolic process. The coding region runs from base 159 to 848 and encodes 229 amino acids. Gene Ontology annotation, molecular function: ribonuclease T2 activity; RNA binding. The record is from RefSeq and is a predicted model, not a curated record. The transcript has 3 exons. Gene Ontology annotation, cellular component: extracellular region. Lineage: Eukaryota; Viridiplantae; Streptophyta; Magnoliopsida; Poales; Poaceae.
AAUGGAAUAUGCCCCUGUCGUUGGCUCGCCGUCGACGCGGGCGCCAUCCACACCUGCCUAAAAGCACCCUAUAAAUCCACCCAUCUCCUCCCCAAGAACCAUCAAACCCAGACAGAUAGCUCCGCAGCGAGUACCAAAUAGAUCGAUCCAAGCAAGCCAUGAUGAGACCCUGCUGCCUCUCCCUGGCCCUCCUGGUCGCCCUGAGCGCCGUCGGGUGCGCGGCGGCGCAGGCGGCCGACUACGACUUCUUCUACCUCGUGCUGCAGUGGCCGGGGUCGUACUGCGACACGAAGAAGAGCUGCUGCUACCCGCGGACGGGGAAGCCGGCGGCGGACUUCGGGAUCCACGGGCUCUGGCCCAACCGCGACGACGGCUCCUACCCGCAGAACUGCAACCCCGCCAACGCCUUCGAUCCCUCCAAGGUGAGCGACCUGCUGAGCAGCCUGCGCGCGGAGUGGCCGACGCUGGCGUGCCCGGCGAGCGACGGGCUCCAGUUCUGGGCGCACGAGUGGGAGAAGCACGGCACCUGCGCGCAGAACCUCUUCAACGAGCACGGCUACUUCCAGACGGCGCUGCACCUCCGCGACCAGCUCCGCGUCCUCGACGCGCUCGCCUCCGCCGGCGUCGCCCCCGACGGCGGCUACUACACGCUGAGCGCCGUCAAGGGCGCCAUCCAGCAGGGGACGGGGUUCGAGCCGUUCGUGGAGUGCAACCGCGACGAGUCCGGCAACAGCCAGCUCUACCAGCUCUACUUCUGCGUCGACGCCCGCGCCUCCGGCUUCGUCGAGUGCCCCGUCCAGCCCGGCGGCAGGCCUUGCGGCGACCGGAUCGAGUUCCCGGCCUUCUGAUGCGCCGAUUUCUGUUUUCCUCCUGAUUUCUGUUUUCCUCCUGAUUCAUUCCCUGCGUUAUUAUUUAAUAUAGCAAAGUUUGAGGGGUCGUGAUGUUAAUGAAGACAGUGUAUGUCAUGACAUGGUGUAAACAUGUGGAGGGAGCAGGUUGCUAUUUAUUAUUCAGAUAAACAAGAAGCAAUACUCUACAUUUUUUGGUCA